Phytophthora infestans T30-4 is the source of this 336-nucleotide messenger RNA. RefSeq lists its product as uncharacterized. Bases 1 to 336 code for a protein of 111 amino acids. Gene Ontology annotation, molecular function: structural constituent of ribosome. The transcript has a single exon. Gene Ontology annotation, cellular component: ribosome. NCBI's taxonomy places the organism in Eukaryota, Oomycota, Peronosporomycetes, Peronosporales, Peronosporaceae. Gene Ontology annotation, biological process: translation. The record is from RefSeq and is a predicted model, not a curated record.
AUGAUGUCGGCUCUGUUGCGUUAUGCUGCCCGCCGCCCGGCCACGCAGGCGUUCCGCCCGGCUGCCCAACAGCAGCGCUCGCUGUGGAUCUCGGUGCCCGAGGGCCAGGACGCGAGUCGCGUGGUCGGCCGCAUGCAGACGAUUCUGGCCGAGGACGGCACGCUCAAGACGCUGUCGCUCAAGCGGUUCCACGAGAAAAAGUGGCAGAAGCGCAAACGCAAAAACGAGGAGCAAAAUAUCCGCCGCGCUAACCGCCGCGUCGGCUCCAUGAUCGACUUCAUCCUGCGCCGCAAGAAAUCGUACGUGUCUCGCUCUACAUGUGUCAAUAGACCCUAA